AUGUCUCAAUCACAUUUACUUGAAUAAUUGCCAUAAAAAGAUAAUUAAGGAGAUUAAUGUUCCAUUCACUCAAAACCAUUAGAAUUAGUUUUUUAAGAAGAUGGCAAAUAUAUUUGUGAUAAUUGUGCCUUAUUUGGAAAUCAUAAGUUUCACAAUUAUAAACCAAUUGAUGAAUAUGUGAAGAAAAUGGAAUAAACUUUUUAUGAUAUAACAACAAUGUAUGAAAUUGUAAAAGAAAUGAGAGCCAAAAUCGAACAAAAGACAUAUUUUAAAGAAUUUGAAACUCAGUUACUAUAAUCAAAGGAUGCUAAAUUGUAAUCAAUAGAUAUAAAGUUUAAUGAAUUAUUUAAUGAAUUAAUGAGAAUGAAAGAAGAAAUUAAAACCAGAAUUUCAAAUAAUUACAACUUAUUAUAUGAUGAUAANACCAAGAUUUGA
This is a messenger RNA of Paramecium primaurelia, 435 nucleotides long. Lineage: Eukaryota; Ciliophora; Oligohymenophorea; Peniculida; Parameciidae. The record is from the annotation of a GenBank genome assembly.